This is a messenger RNA of Dothidotthia symphoricarpi CBS 119687, 579 nucleotides long. RefSeq lists its product as uncharacterized. The transcript has a single exon. The coding region runs from base 1 to 579 and encodes 192 amino acids. The record is from RefSeq and is a predicted model, not a curated record. Lineage: Eukaryota; Fungi; Ascomycota; Dothideomycetes; Pleosporales; Dothidotthiaceae.
AUGACCUCCCAAGCAACAGAUAGGCACAGCUUUGCCACGGUGCAGCCAAAUCCACCAACCACUGGAAGCGCAAGUCUUGUACACUGCCCAGCCGAGGUCUUGACACGAUUGCGAAAGCUCCACGAAGCGGAGAUUAUCACACUCUUCACACCAUUCGUCCCUCACUCUCCUUCUUCGACUUUAGCAAAAAACACGGAUCCCUUCGAGCCUCUGGGCAGAGCGCUACCCCGCCGAGUCCGUCAUGUUCCCUACCGCCUGGACCACGGCAUGACCGAGACCCACGCCGGCUUCCUGCCCGCAAGUGGAGUCGUAAUGAUCGUUAUCUGCAUCACGGAGAACAUCAUGAGUCGCAACACUCAAGCCUUUGCACAGCAGCUCAAGUUUGCAAGAGGAAUAACGAGGAAGGUGGAAGAGAGCUGGUCAACAAUGCAGGUCCCAGUUGUGGUAUUACUCGUCAGCGAUGAGCCCGCUGGACAAUCCUACUCCAAGGCUGUGCAAGAUUUUCCGGUGCUGGUCACUACCAACAACUACACCCCUGCCGCGCUUACGAAUGCGGCAGCGGUACUGUUCGGAAACUAG